Dictyostelium purpureum is the source of this 174-nucleotide messenger RNA. RefSeq lists its product as uncharacterized. The record is from RefSeq and is a predicted model, not a curated record. The transcript is spliced from 3 exons. Lineage: Eukaryota; Evosea; Eumycetozoa; Dictyosteliales; Dictyosteliaceae. Bases 1 to 174 code for a protein of 57 amino acids.
AUGUGUGGUUUUAGUGAUAAUUUUUAUCGUAAUUCAAAUGGUGGUUCAAGUAAUCGAUCAAGUGUGGUUCAAGUGAUCAAUCAAGUAGUCGUUCAAGUGGUUUUUCAUCGUAAUUCAAAUAGUAGUUCAAAUAGUAAAAGUAAUUGGUCAAAUGGUGGUCCAAGUAAUAUUUAA